GGCAUCCUGUACAUCAUCUGGCAGAACAUCGGCCGCUGCAGCGGGGAGCACGGCGGGCACUGCGCGUUGCCCGUCAGCCCCGAGAACAGCAACCUGGUCAUCCACGCAGACUGCCACUCGGCGAACAAGGGGCUCUUCGCCGGCAUCAUCAUCCUCGUCGGGUCCGUCGUCAGCAUCAUCCUCUUCUUCAUCGUCAUGACCAACAAGACAUACGAAGAUAUCGGCCUGACAGUGAACACAGCUUCCGAAUUGAUCCUACUGGUUCUCAUGACGUUCUCUGUGAUAUUCGCCUAUCGUCAGAUGACUAGACUGGACAUCAAUAAACAUCCCAUCUCGUUGCUGGAUGAUCUGCUUUUGUUCAUAUGCAUCCCUGCCUUCUUUCUGUAUGCAAUAUUCAGCAUUGUUCCCGCGGUGCAGAGGAGUAACUUCCUCUCUCUAACAACGAUAUUACUCCAGGUGGUGCAGGUGCUGAUCCAGACGCCGUUCAUCAUCGACGGCCUGCGGCGCUGCAGCAACGAGCGCGCGCUGCGCCAGGAGAAGCCGGGCCGCGAGCUCGUCACCUUCCUCGUGGUGUGUAACGUGGCCCUGUGGAUCACCGAGACUUUCGAGAUCAAGUCGCACGACAAGAUCGACGACCGCUACGACGUGUACGGCAAGGUGCUCUGGACCAUCAUCAGCCACAUGACUCUGCCGCUAACCAUGUUCUACCGGUUCCACUCGUCCGUCUGCCUGGCAGACAUCUGGAAAUCCGCCUAUGAACCCGGAGAGUAGACCUCGUGCUCAACUUCGAAACACUCGUCCUUGUCACAAGUCACACGUCCUUGGCGUUCCGAGUGUGUGCAGAUUAUGGUUGCUAGUCGUCCGACCGCUGAUAUCUGCUUAAGAACUCCGAAGCAUUGAAGAAAGUUUGGGUGUGUGACACGACUCCGAGUUACUUCCCUUACUUCAAAUGAUUGCUUUCGCAAUACGUUAGCCUCCUUGACUGACUUAUUUUGGAGGCUGGUUUUAUGAUUAAAUGCCUUUUACAGUUCAGUAUUCCUCAUGCAAUCUUACCAGCCUUUGUGCUGGUAAUAUUGACAUUUCUGGUGCUUUAAAAAAGUUUUAUUUUUGAUAAAAAAAUAUUAUGCAAGAAUGAAAUGUGAAUGAGAAGGCAGAAAUCAAUACUAAAUAAAUCGAAUGAUCAAAUAAUGUUGAAUGAAAUAUAUGUAC
Messenger RNA from Gryllus bimaculatus (two-spotted cricket), 1209 nucleotides. The record is from the annotation of a GenBank genome assembly. NCBI's taxonomy places the organism in Eukaryota, Metazoa, Arthropoda, Insecta, Orthoptera, Gryllidae.